GUACAUUGUUUCAUAAAGUGCAUUGUCAAUACUCUGAAAUCGUUCACUUUCUAUAGCGAAUUUAACAGUAAACAUAUUUUUAAAAUGACUUCUAUAAAAUAUAUAACGAUAGACGAUUCCAUAGACAAGAACGAGAACCACCCUCCUGAAGACAGAAGGUUAAAUCUUGCUUACGAGGAUUUAACUGAAGUUCCUUGUUCUUUGGCUGAUAGAUUUGGUUGGUGGGUACAAAUUUUAGAUUUGAGCUACAAUAAAAUUAGCGACGUAUCGUUUCUGGCAUAUUUCGAGCGUUUACACACGGUCAUUUUGGACAGAAAUCAAAUCAAUUCGGGAACAAGAUUCCCUCAGAUUCCAUCAUUAAGAAUAUUAUGGUUAAACCAUAAUCGCAUCUCCAGUUUGGUGGCUUUCUUGCCCAAUUUAUCAAAAAAUUGUCCAAAUUUAGAAAAUCUAAGUCUAAUGGGGAAUAUUGGAGCUCCGAGUUUUUUGAAUGGAGCAACACCUAAUCAACAUUUUCAUUACAGAUUGUACGUCAUAAGUUUAUUACCAAAGUUACGUUUCUUGGAUGAUAAAUGGAUUUCUGUACACGAAAAAGACGAAGCGUACAAAUUUGAUAAUUUAUUGAGCAAUAUAUUAAAUGUUCUUCGUAAAAUGAAAAAAUCUACGCUUCAAAUAUGCCAAAAUCAACAUAAUAAUGCAAAAAUAGUCUAGCAUUAUUCUAGAAGAUAAUUUAUAAAAGUAGAUACUCCUGCAAGAGAUGCAUUCUCUGAUAUUUAUUUAAUAGCAUCUAUAUCUCACCUUCUGACGCCGUUUUAAUGUAAU
Molecule: messenger RNA, 819 nt
Organism: Centruroides sculpturatus (bark scorpion)
Lineage: Eukaryota; Metazoa; Arthropoda; Arachnida; Scorpiones; Buthidae
Product: leucine-rich melanocyte differentiation-associated protein-like
Exons: 3
Coding region: 85-708 (207 amino acids)
Molecular function (GO): protein binding
Source: RefSeq, a predicted model, not a curated record